AAGUACAUGGGUAGAAAUCUCAGUCCAGUGCUCCGGAGGGAGCUCGAGAACCUUGACAAGGACCCAGACAGCCGGAGAUCAGCCAUGAAGGCUCUCAAGACUUACGUCAAGGAUUUGGAUGCGAAGGCCAUCCCUCAGUUCCUUACCCAAGUCUCUGAGACCAAGGAACCUGGCUCAUCUUCAGGGGAAUACACCAUUUCACUGUAUGAGGUCCUUGCCAGAGUCCAUGGACGAAACAUUGUACCACAGAUCGACAACAUCAUGUCCACCAUUAUCCGCACAUUGUCUUCGAGUGCUGGAUCAUUCCCCCUUCACCAAGCUUGCUCCAAGUUGUUCCCUGCUGUUGCCCGAUAUGGUAUUGAUCCCUCUACUUCUGAGACUGAGAAGACUAGGAUCAUUGGGUCCCUUUGCAAGCCUUUGGCUGAUGUCCUCAUGAGUUCUAUUGAGAGUGCUGCCUCAGGAGCUGCAUUAUGUCUUAAGGCUCUUGUUGAAUCUGAUAACUGGCGGUUUGCAUCUGAUGAAAUGGUGAAUGAUGUUUGUUUGAAGGUUGCUUGUGCUCUUGAGGAGAAACAUACCCAAACCAAUGCUCAUAUGGGCUUGGCCAUGUCUUUGUUCAAGCACAAUGCCUUAAUAGCUGAAGCAUAUGCGAGGUCUUUAGUGCGAUCUGGAUUGCAGAUUUUGAGUGUUGGGGUGAAGGAGAGCAACUCCCAGAGGCGAUUGUCAGCAAUUCAGAUGAUUAACUUCUUGCUGAAGUGUGUGGACUCAAGGAGUGUUGCAUCAGAGCUUUCCAAAGUGGUGGUUGUCCUGGAGAGAUGUCAAAAUGAUCGAAUGCCAUUCGUUAGGGGAGCUGCAUUUGAGGCUCUGCAAACUGCAAAAACAAUCAUCGCGCAGAAAGGAUCCAGGCAUGAGGUUUCUUCUAGUCCGAUUGUUGAUUCUAAUUUUCGAUACAAGGGUAGAAAAUGGACUUUGGAUGUUAGAGAUGACAUUGACAGCAAGUCUAAUGGCUUUCCUGCUGAAUUUGGCUCUCCUGAUACACGAACUGUUGAUUCUUUUCUUGAGCAUGAUACUUCUGUGGAUUCACCAUUGUCCAUUGGUCAGGCUUCUUGUAACUUUGACUACGCCAGGCGUGCCAAUAGGCGAUUGUGGAAUAACGAUAAUUGGGGUGUCGAUGUAUCAUUGCGAGAUGGCUUGUUUCACAAUGGUGCCUCAGACUUUGAGAUAUCAAAGACUUACUCAGAUCAAUUGUCAAAUGCUGAUUUGAGUGAGAUGCAGGAAGAACAGUCAGACACAUUCUCUGGCUUCAUCCAGGUUAACUCAGCAAAUGGUGCGAAACGUGGUACUUCACCUAGUCCUCAGCGAGCUCGUCCAGUGCUCAGUGUGGAUGAUGUUAAAAUAUAUUCUACUCCGCGGAAGCUAGUCCGAUCUCUUCAAAAUUCAGACACUGCUGACUCUGAAGGGCACAAUAAGCCGCAAAUUGGAUCAGUUGCAACUCCAACUUCAGGUGAAACAGUUUCGAACCCAGCAACUGUAACAAAUCGCAGCAUCAGCUUCCAAAUUCAAAAUUAUGAGACCAACAGAAUGAGAAAUAGACAGAAUAUGCAAAUGACAAGCAAAUCAAAGCAGAGCCCAUGAUUCAGAACCUGUCACAGACAUUGAAGAAACUGCAUCAUCUAUCGGUGAUGUUCCUGCAUUAACUGCUUGCAAAUGUCAAGCUGAAAAGGAAGACAAGAACAAAGUUCUUACCUUUACCAUUAAAAGGAGUCACAAAUGCAGAGUGAUUAAACUUCUUGCUUGUGCUCUUCUCUUAGUUUUACUUGCAAGUAUAUGGUCAGCAAUGUGGAUUGAUGAUCAUGAAGUUUACUAUCUAGUUCCGACUUAAUGCCUGUGUCUUAUCAGUUUGUAAUAUUUACUCUACAUUCAAUAUUGAACAUUCAGGGAACAACCUAUUAUGUAUUUGUACAAUUGGUGCAUAUCCAGUGCAUCUAGAUCUUGAUCUCAUGUAUGUUUCUCAGCUUUGAAGUCAUCUUGAUUCUCUUUAUUGCAA
Molecule: messenger RNA, 2044 nt
Organism: Dioscorea cayenensis subsp. rotundata (Guinea yam)
Lineage: Eukaryota; Viridiplantae; Streptophyta; Magnoliopsida; Dioscoreales; Dioscoreaceae
Product: protein SINE1-like
Cellular component (GO): microtubule
Molecular function (GO): microtubule binding
Source: RefSeq, a predicted model, not a curated record